Messenger RNA from Musa acuminata AAA Group (dessert banana), 1427 nucleotides. RefSeq names its product putative HVA22-like protein g. Bases 483 to 1295 code for a protein of 270 amino acids. NCBI's taxonomy places the organism in Eukaryota, Viridiplantae, Streptophyta, Magnoliopsida, Zingiberales, Musaceae. The transcript has 7 exons. The record is from RefSeq and is a predicted model, not a curated record.
GUGCCGUUUACGUGCGUGUACGAGGCGGCGGAACACCGGAACAACGAACCACAGAAGGAAGUCGGUUGAUGCAGUGCACGAGUCGCGACUACUAAUUCUUUCCCUUCCCGUGGCGAAGACGACGAAGGAGAGAGGGUGGGGAAAUCAGGAUUCUUUCUCUUUCACGCUCCGCCUUCGUGUGCUUCUCUUCGUCGCAAUCUCUCUCCUUUCUUUAAUUCGAUCUCUGUUUCUGUCCAUUUUUGUUCUCAUGGACGGCAAUCUCUGAGGGGCCGUGGCGAGCGGGCGCGCCGGUUCUCGGCCUAACUGCAUGCGACCUCUAUAAAUCGUUUGACACCCUGCGGUCGAAAUCCUUCUCUCGCCAUCUUUCUCUUGCUCGCCUCCUCCGCCUCUUCUUCAUUCUCGCUCGGGAGGAGUAAAGGCAGCGUCUUGUUCUACUUCGUUGUCUCCUUCUAAUAAAAACGCACUUGUUUCCGACAGCCAAAAUGAUCGGAUCGCUUCUCAGUAGAGCGUUGUUAAUGGUCUUCGGCUAUGUUUACCCGGCUUACGAGUGCUACAAAACCGUGGAACUGAACAAGCCAGAGAUUGAGCAGCUGCGAUUCUGGUGUCAGUAUUGGAUUUUAGUUGCAUCACUAACAGUUCUUGAGAGGGUUGGGGAUACCUUUAUUUCAUGGUUGCCAUUGUACAGUGAAGCAAAAUUAGCGUUCUACAUAUAUCUGUGGUAUGCCAGAACAAAGGGAACAACAUAUGUCUAUGAAAAUUUCUUUCGACCAUAUAUUGCAAAGUAUGAAACCGAGAUUGAUCGUAAUUUGCUUGAGUUGAGAAAAAGGGUUGGGGAUGUGAUGGUACGGUUUUGGCAGAAGGCAGCUAGCUAUGGCCAGACAAGGUUCUUUGAAUUUUUACAGUAUGUUGCUUCACAGUCACAGGCACCAAGAGAACAGGGUGUUCAGCAAAUACAACAGCAAUUGCAAGCACCCUCUGCAUCAUCAGUUGCUCAACAAAAACAGUUGGACCUCUCUCAACAAACAUCAACAGUGCUGUCGAGGCCUACAUCAUCCGGUGGUGUUCAUCCAGCGGUCUCUCCUGCCCAGCCACAAGCACCAGUGCCCAAUCUUGCAAGUAAGGAGCAAAUGCAGGUCAAAAUAAUCGGUUCUCCGGCCAAUGAAGACUCAGAUAGGACAUCUCAAGGGACUGUAAUUGAAGAUGUGAUACGGAUGGCACGCACAAAGUUGAGAAACCGAACUGCUGUCAGCUCCUCUAGCCGUUGGGAGAAUAGUGAAGAAAAAAGCAUUGCUUGAUGAUUUGUUUGAUUGCUAAUGUAGUUUCGAAUUCCCCUAUAUGUAAAUAGAGUUCACUUUAAUCUGUAAAAUACAUACAUACAUCAACGGAUAUGAUAAUCGAGAUAGAGCAGUUAGAACUCGUUGAUUGUG